AUGGCGGACCUCAGUAGGGUCGAGUCGAUGCAGUAUCCCGCGGGGCAUCUCUCUCAUCUCUCCGACAAUCAACAAGCCCGCCUCGACGAGUUCAAGAAGAUCAUCCAAGAGGCAGGCUACUGGACGCCUACAUCGCCACUAAAAGCAGCCAGCCAUGACGAUGAGACACUGCUGCGCUUUCUGCGCGCGCGCCGUUUUAUCCCACACGAAGCCUUUAAACAGUUCAAAGACACUGAGGAUUGGCGGAAAGAUAACCAAUUGAGUGAAAUCUUCAAUACAAUCGAGGUAGAAGAGUUUGAGCAAACGCGCCGUCUGUAUCCCCAGUGGCUCGGUCGACGCGACAAGCGCGGCAUUCCCCUCUUUCUUUUCGAAGUCUCGCCUUUGAACACAAAGAACAUCUCUUCGUACGAGAAGCAGCUCGCCAAAUCCAAGACGACCCUACCCAAUGUUGCGACCAAGAAUAUCCGCCUGUUCGCCCUGUACGAGUCCUUGACACGAUUCGUCACGCCGCUAUGCUCCAUGGUCCCUCGCAACCACCCCGAGACUCCUAUUUCACAAAGCAACAACAUUGUCGAUAUUAGUGGAGUGGGCCUGAAGCAGUUCUGGAAUCUUAAGGGACACAUGCAGGAUGCUUCAGUCCUGGCGACAGCGCAUUACCCAGAGACGUUAGAUCGGAUAUUCGUUGUUGGUGCACCCGGCUUUUUCCCCACUGUUUGGGGCUGGGUCAAGCGCUGGUUCGACCCCAUCACCGUCUCCAAAAUCUUCAUCCUCUCCCCCGCCAACGUCUACCCCACACUCUCCCAAUAUAUCGACCACGAGAACAUCCCCAAGAAGUAUGGCGGCGGCCUCGAUUUUGAGUGGGGCAGCAUGCCAAACAUCGAACCCACCAUCGACGCGCAGCUCAAAUGGGAGAACCCAUCUAUACUAGAUGGGAGGAAAACGUUCCCUAUCGGACCAAUAAAGUUCGAGCAAGGACUGAACGGAGAGAUGCAGGCAUGGGGCGUGGGUAGUGAGAGCGGGACGCCAAGGAGGAAGCUCGUAUUUACGAUUCCGAACCCUGUGGGCUACAAGGACGGAGAUUUACCAGCACCCAACACGCCUGCAUUCCAAAUUGGGGACCCUCUUACGACGGUGGGCACGGCGACACAACCACCCGACAGCGUAGUCGACGAAGCGAAUAUCGAUACGCCGCCGUCUGAUACGGAUUCAACCCCAUCCGAAUCAUUGACAACGUCUGCUACGCCCGCGUCAUCGACUUUGCCUGUGAGAGCAGGGACAAGUGAGCUAAGGUAUGAGCAACAAAAUUACACACAUGCUGCCGGUCAACUUGCCGACGGCACUCCCCACGCUGCUGUAAACGACCACGGUCACGGCGAUAAGACAGUAACAAUAGAACCCAACACCGUCGGCCAGGCGCCCAAAGAAAAGCCCCUCCCUCAGCCAGAGCAGCCUCCUGCGCCUGGAUACCUCGAACAAGCUCAAAAUGCUGCUGCUUCGGCAUCUGCUACCGUCACAUCAACGGUCGGUGGCUUGGUCGGCGCCGUGACGGGGAGCAAAAAGGAGGAGGAGAAAGUUGAGGAGCCCGUUAGAUCAAAGAGUCCGCAAGAGUUGGAGAUGGAUCGCAAGAUUGAUGCGACCAAAGACCAGAGUGUAGAAGCGUUCUUGAGGGAUCAAAGCAUGAGUAAAUCGUAG
This is a messenger RNA of Cucurbitaria berberidis CBS 394.84, 1692 nucleotides long. RefSeq names its product CRAL/TRIO domain-containing protein. The transcript has 4 exons. Bases 1 to 1692 code for a protein of 563 amino acids. Lineage: Eukaryota; Fungi; Ascomycota; Dothideomycetes; Pleosporales; Cucurbitariaceae. The record is from RefSeq and is a predicted model, not a curated record.